UGGAAGGUUUCCCGAUCGCACAUGAUGGCUCGCUUACUAUCGUGGCCGACAGAUGUACAUCCGUUGAUAACAAAGUGGGGAACGACAAUAUGCGCAACCCUGGGUGCUAGCAUCCUAUUGGCAUAUCUGGCCCGAAGAAACAGAUUAACGUCAUGCCGGGCCACAAUCCAAGACGAUCCGUUGGUCGCGAAACACACGAAAUGGCAUUACGUGCGAGGAAAGGAGCUCCGAGUCGUGUUUAUGGAACAUAAGCUUGGCCGCGAAUUACCACUGAUCGUCUUCAUUCACGGCAUGGGAGCCCAGUUAGGGCAGUGGAGCGAACAGGUUGCGCACUUUUCCCAUAUCUCCAACGUUCUGGCUGUCGACCUUGUCGGGCAUGGCAAGAGUGAAAAGGUGACCGCUGAGGAAGCCUACACGAUAGAAUCGAUUACAAAAGAUCUCGUGGAACUUUUAGACAUAUACAAGUAUAAGGCGGAUUCCUUCAUUCUAGUGUGCCACUCCUACGGCUGCAAUAUUGCCACUUAUCUCUACCCGCAAUUUGAAGAUAUGAUCAAGGCGAUUGUGUUCCUCUGCCCCAAAGCCACUCCCACCUUGAGCGACCUCGAGAAGCUGAAAACAUUUAUCGCAACUCCUACCCCAUUGAUCGAUUUACUACGGUAUCUGGAUCGAAGAGGGGGCGUGUAUUCCCGAUCUGUGAAUCGGCUAGUCGGGCAGUCAGCUUCGAUGGAACUCCGGAAAAGACAGCUGGAGUGGAAUAGGCAGCACUCGACAUUCAUUGCAAAGCGCGUUUUCAAAGGGGCAAAAUGGGCAUCAUCCGAUGUUUAUGCGACCAUAAAGUGUCCUGUGCUACUGAUAGGGGGGGAAGAAGAUCUAGUUUGUCCGGUUAAGGAGAACCUUGAACUCAUUCAUACGUGGCUUCCAUCGUCCGCCAACGUUGCUGAGCCAUUUGUGAUUCCCAACGCCGCCCAUCAGGCCAUGUUGGAGCAACCGGAUGUUGUAAAUGCCAUCAUAUACAACUGGCUUAUGGAAUGCAAUUUCGCAAAGAUGAAUCUAAGCUACCAGCUCCAGUUGAAGAAUCCCUCGAAAUCGAAGUGGAGCUUGAAGAACUAUGCAAAAUGGCAGAAAGUCGCCCCUGUGGCGGAAAUUCCUGUGAGAACAUCGUUAUUUCGCCCAAUGAAGACCAUGAAACAGGAUGACGCAGUACAUACACCAAAAGAAUUCAUGCGACGGCAUCCUGAUAUUGGUUUGAUAGUUGACAUAUCCCGGGAGGCACCACCAUAUGCUCCAGAAGCAUUUGAAGGGUCCACUUGUCGGUACCAAAAGUUGGCAACAACCUCAAAAAUCCCCCCAACCCGAGAAGAAGUAGCGCGGUUCAAUGACAUUGUUGCAGAGUUUUGGCGAGAGAAUCCCGACAGACAUGUAGGGGUUCACUGUCAUUAUGGGUUCAACAGGACCGGAUUCAUGAUCUGCUCUUAUCUCAUUGAACGUACUGGUGCAACCGUUGCCCAAGCAUUACAGUACUUUGCAGAAGCGCGCCCUCCAGGCAUUCGACAUAUUCAUUUCAAGGAUGAGCUCUACAUGCGGCAUGCGGCUCAUGGAAUGCGGUCUCCAAAUAAGAAUGGAAAAGCGACAGGGAAAUGUUUUUCAUAGCCAAUAGUUUUGUCUUUAUAUUUUGGCUUUCCGUAUUUUUGGAUACGGAUUUAUAUUUUUACUUUUUGGUAAAUGGUUAUAAUCAUAUUGUUUUAUUUUUUCUUUUGGUCAAUA
Messenger RNA from Spizellomyces punctatus DAOM BR117, 1764 nucleotides. RefSeq lists its product as uncharacterized. The transcript has 16 exons. The record is from RefSeq and is a predicted model, not a curated record. Gene Ontology annotation, molecular function: protein tyrosine/serine/threonine phosphatase activity. Gene Ontology annotation, biological process: dephosphorylation. NCBI's taxonomy places the organism in Eukaryota, Fungi, Chytridiomycota, Chytridiomycetes, Spizellomycetales, Spizellomycetaceae. Bases 22 to 1650 code for a protein of 542 amino acids.